AUGCGCAAGGAGUCUAUCGACAGCGAUAGUCUCGACCCGCAUGCCGGGUCGAGACGCCCUCGUGAAGGAGACGACUCGGACGCUUCGAGUUCGAAGCGUUCACGCGGCGAGAGCGACACUCCGCUCUCUGCUGCUGGGGCUUUAAGCUCCCCGCACAUCGCAGACCGUGUGGGCAACACCGUGCCUCCAAAUGAAAUCCCGCUGUACGUAUGCAGCGGCAUCCACGACGAUGCUGUGGCGGAGGAUCAGCACUUUGAUCCGUUAACGAAUCAAAUGCGCGAUUAUUACAUCGGGCUCUUCCACGAGCUCCGGUACUUCUCCAGCAAGAAAACCUCUUCUCGCAGCAAAGUGCCUGAUUGGCAGGCAUUUUGUCAAAGUUGGAAUGCUUUUGUUGAGAACUUCAACAAGAAACCGGCUGCUUACCGCGAGCGGGUUAAGCAUGCCCGUGAACGCUUGGAGACAUUCUCGACGCGCGGGCGGCUGGAGCAGCUCCACAGAUCCUCUGUGGACGCUGGUAUUCCAUGCGCUGUGCCCGAAGGCCAACGGUGCACGUUGUGUCUUCCGGGUGCGGCGCGCUUGAGCGACCGCGACCUAAACGGGUACGCGACGAUUCGUGUACCAGCGAGUCUCAAAGAUCUCCGUGCCAAGUUCCUGACACUGCGUGGUGAGCUUCGUACGCCCUCACCAUUUCCGGAACGUCCUGCAGCAGGACGUCCCGCGGCUCCCAUGUAUCUUGGUGGGGCGGAAACCCGCUACAACGAAUACGAUAACGAACCGGUUGCCGGUUCGAUUUCGGGAUACUAUGGUUCACAAUACGCUCAACAAUCCAGCGUGUUGAGCCGCGGGCGUCGCGGAUCGGAUGCGGCGGGGGUGGGAACACGCCCCGGGUAUGGUCAACCUGGAGUUGACCUUGGCCCGACGCUCGAGGAGCGGGUCGCUGCUGUGGAGCAGCAUCAGAGCCGGGAGUUCGCCGCUCUAAAGCAGGAGACCGCGUCGGACAUCUCUGUCAACGUGGGAGUUCGCGUCGCGCGCUUGUCCCAGCGCGUUCACGCGCUGGAGCAGAAGUUCGCUCCCGCUGGGGCUUCCACUUCGGGCCAGCCGGGUUAG
Molecule: messenger RNA, 1107 nt
Organism: Phytophthora sojae
Lineage: Eukaryota; Oomycota; Peronosporomycetes; Peronosporales; Peronosporaceae
Exons: 4
Coding region: 1-1107 (368 amino acids)
Source: RefSeq, a predicted model, not a curated record